GUCUCUAGUUCCCUGUACAUACUGACAUGUAUCGUAUUCUAACCCGGUUACAUCAUUAUUGGAGUAAAUCUGAAAUUCUGAAAGCUGGUGUUUACAUUACAAUCGGUUCAACGAUUACAGCACAUUAUCUUAUUCAAGAAAAAAAGUUUCCAAACUAUUCCUUAUUUCCACAGUCUGUAAAUGCAGCUGAAAUACUUUAUCCUCCUGUUGUGGACAUUCCAAACUCUGUAAUAAAUAAUGAAGCUGUUCAUACAUUGGGUGUACCAGUACCAAGUCAUUUACGUAUUUUUGAAGGUUAUAUCUGUGCAUAUGAUCGUCGUAAUCGAAUACCUUACUGGGUUGUAGAGCAUAUGAAUCCUGCUAAAUUGAAUCAAGAGGAUAUUAACAAGGCUGGAGUAGAUCGUUAUGAAUUCGAUUUUUAUGAAGACUUGGGUGAAGCUAAAAUGUUUCGUUCUACAAAUGAUGAUUAUUUACACUCUGGAUAUGAUCGUGGUCAUUUAGCUGCUGCAGGAAAUCAUCGUCUCAGUCAUACAGCUAUGAGUCAAACCUUUAUACUGAGUAAUACUGCACCUCAGGUUGGUCGUGGUUUCAAUCGACAUGGUUGGAAUAGUUUAGAAAAGUAUAUACGUGCAAUUGCCAGGAAAUCACACAAUACAGUUGUAAUUACUGGACCAUUAUUUCUUCCACAAAACAUAAACGGGAAAAAGAUUGUCACUUAUGAAGUAAUCGGUGAAAAUAAUGUUGCAGUACCUACACAUUUUUUCAAAGUAGUCGCUAUUCAAGAAAAACCAAAUGGUCAAUGGCGUAAAGUUGCUUGGGUGAUGCCUAAUAUUACUUUACCAGAAAAAAUCCGUUUAGAUGGUUUCAGAGUCCCCGUGGAAAGUGUAGAAAGUGCUUCAGGUUGGAAAUUUUUCCCUAAACUAAUGAACUAAACAGAUUUCUUUUUCCCUUAUUUUGUUUUGUUUUCUUUUGUUAGUAGUAUCAACUGAUGUUGUGUGUUUAUUUUAUCCCUCUGUUAUAAUAUUUUGUUUAUUUAUGUAAUAUUUGUUUUUAGAAAUGUUUGUAAUUAAUUAUCUUAUUUUUCUAAAAUAGUUUUGUAUUAAAAUCCCAUUAUCCCUACCUAAAUAGAUUUCUUCAUAUAAUGAGUGUCUUUUUUUGACAAAGUGUUAUUGAUUCAUUAUAACAAGGGUUUUUUGUAUUUCCCAAUGAAUGAAAAACAAAACGAUAUUGCUGCUUUUUUUAAUGACGUUUCUCU
Messenger RNA from Trichobilharzia szidati, 1255 nucleotides. NCBI's taxonomy places the organism in Eukaryota, Metazoa, Platyhelminthes, Trematoda, Strigeidida, Schistosomatidae. The record is from the annotation of a GenBank genome assembly.